GUGGCAGAAAGCGCCGGGGAGGCCAAAGCGCCGCUCGGCUCGGCUGAGGGGCUCUUUGCAAGCAGCGGGAAGCAGAAGCGGGACCCGCGAGUGUCUGCCGGUUCUCCCCUCUUUCUUCCUUUCCCGGCGGAACCUCGUCGCCAAGCCAAGCUCGCCCGGACGGAGGUGGACGGAGGCAAGCCCGCCUGAGCAUCCCCGUUCCUUGGCGGCAUCCCUGCAUCUUCUUGCCCGUCGCUCCGGCUGCCUCGGUGGAUGCCUCUCCUUUUGCAUCCGAAGGGAGUGGCAGGCGCCGGCCCGCCUUCCACGGAGCAACGCCGCCGGCGUCCUUUCUGUUAAAAAGAGAGCCGGGCGCUUUCGGGGCCAUGGCCUAAGUCAGGCCGGGAAAAGGAAAAGGAAGAAGAAAAAAACCCAGCUUUUGGGGGACCGACCGGGUCUCCGUCCGGACUGGCCGGGUGGAAGGAAGGUAGGUCUCUAAAGGUAGAUGAAGGGGCGUAUCACUUAGAUGCUUGAACCUGCGGCACUGGGCAACCAAUCACAGGACCAAAGGAUUCUCAUACCUUGAAGUGCAAACCUGGGCUAAGAUGUUGAAGCCAAGCGGACUUAAAAUUCCUGGGAGGACCGGGAAGCAUGCCAGUCCAGUGGGACGUCCUGGUGGGACAACAGCAACUGCUUCCACAACCAGCAGUGCCACAAAAGAAGGAUCACCUCUCCACAAACAGGGCUCCACGUCUUCCACAGGUGCCUCCGAGAAGCUGCCAGGGUCAAAAAUUGCUGAGGUGGGCGAUGAUUUCCUGGGGGACUUCGUGAUGGGUGAACGUGUUUGGGUGAAUGGAGUGAAGCCAGGCAUAAUCCAGUAUUUGGGAGAGACCCAGUUUGCCCCUGGUCAGUGGGCAGGAGUUGUUCUAGAUGACCCGGUUGGGAAGAAUGAUGGUUCUGUAGGCGGAGUGCGUUAUUUUGAAUGCCAGCCACUCCAGGGGAUCUUCACAAGGCCUUCCAAGUUGACCCGCCAACUCACAACAGAGGGCUCAGGAAGCGAUGCUCAUUCUGUGGAGUCUCUGACAGCUCAGAACUUGUCCUUGCACUCCGGGACUUCCACCCCACCUCUUUCCACUCGCGUCAUUCCUCUGCGGGAGAGUGUUCUCAACAACACCAUGAAGACUGGAAAUGAAUCUGGUUCCAACCUCUCAGACAGCGGAUCGGUGAAAAAAGGGGAUAAAGACUUCAGACUUGGGGACCGUGUCCUUGUUGGUGGAACCAAAACUGGUGUGGUGCGCUAUGUAGGGGAGACGGAUUUCGCCAAAGGGGAAUGGUGUGGUGUGGAGUUGGAUGAACCUCUGGGAAAGAACGACGGAGCUGUUGCUGGAACAAGAUAUUUUCAGUGCCCACCAAAGUUUGGCCUCUUUGCUCCUAUCCAUAAGGUCAUCCGGAUUGGGUUCCCAUCCACCAGCCCAGCCAAAGCGAAGAAAAGUAAGAGGAUGGCCAUGGGGGUCUCAGCCUUGGCUCACAGUCCCAGCAGCUCGUCUAUCAGCUCUGUCAGUUCCGUGGCCUCCUCCGUAGGGGGAAGGCCUAGCCGGAGUGGACUGCUGACCGAGACCUCUUCUCGCUAUGCCCGGAAGAUCUCUGGCACGACAGCCCUUCAGGAAGCAUUGAAGGAGAAGCAGCAGCACAUCGAGCAGCUCCUGGCUGAGCGUGACCUGGAGCGUGCUGAAGUUGCUAAGGCAACCAGCCGCAUAUGUGAGGUGGAGAAGGAGAUUGCCAUCUUGAAAGCUCAGCACGAGCAGUAUAUAACAGAAACUGAGGGAAAUUUGCAAAGAGCACGAGCCUUGCUGGAGGGAGCCCAGAAGGAGAAAGUAGAGCUGCUGAACCAGUUAGAAGAGGAGAAAAGGAAGGUAGAGGAUUUACAGUUCCGAGUUGAAGAAGAAUCCAUUACAAAGGGAGAUUUGGAGACUCAGACGCAGCUGGAGCAUGCUCGAAUACGGGAGCUCGAACAGAGCCUCCUGUUUGAGAAGACCCAGGCAGCAAAGCUUCUCAGAGAAUUGGAGGAGAGCAGGCAGUCCACUAUGCUGAACAAAAGGUUUGUUUUCAAGAUGGAGAAUGCUGGGACUGAAGGAUUAACUACCGUGGCAGAGAAGUCAAGAAUCCUUCAGCUCGAGGAAGAGUUGACCUUAAGGCAAAGUGAGGUUGUGGAGUUGCGGCAAUGUUUAAAGAAUUCCCAUCAGCCAGAAUCUCCAGAUCACAGCCUGGGCCUGCAGACAGAAGCUCUCCGCUUACGUGACCAGCUGUUUUCAGCCAACAAGGAGCACCAGAAAGAGAGUAUCCAACUGAAAGAGAAGUAUGAGAGGACUUUGAAGAAGCACCAGCAGGAGGUUGAAAAGUUGAAAACUGUCAAUGAAAAGUACUCCCAAGAAAUUGUGGACCUCAAACAAAAAGUUCAGCAGGCCACCAAUGAGAACAUGGGCUUAAUGGACAACUGGAAGUCAAAGCUGGAUAUGUUAGCAUCAGACCAUCAGAAAUCAUUGGAGGAUUUCAAGGCUACUUUGAACACAGGCUCUGACAGCCAGCAUAAGGAAAUAGUGGAGCUGAAAGCUGUAGUAGAAAGCGUCAAAUUGGAGCACCACUUAGAGCUGGAGAACCUAAAAGCUAAGCAUAACAUUGAGAUGGCAGUUCAUAUUAAAGAGAAGGAAGGCCUUAAGCUGAAGGUACAAGAAGUCAAGGAGGAAAAGGAAGAAAGCGACAAUAAUUGGAAGAGCCAGUUGGAAACCAAAACAAACCAGCAGCUUAUGGAACUUCAGGACCUGAAGGAUAAAUGUCGAGAUGCUGACCUCAGAGUUCAUGAACUGGAGAAGCUACACAGUGAUUACAAAGACCAGGCACAAGCCAUAGCUUUCUUGAAAGAGCAGAUCUCCUUGGCUGAGAAAAAGAUGUUGGACUAUGAGACCCUGCAGAAAACUGAGGUUCAGAGUAAACAAGAGAUUCAGUGGUUACAGGAGAAAGUUCUUGUGUUAGAGAAUAAAUUGCACUCCAUGGAGCCCCUCCACCCUUCCCAACCCACCAAUAUGAUUGAAACAAAUGACAUUUCAGAAGAAAAGAUCAAAAUGAAACAAGCAACGGAAGAUCUCCAGGACAAAUUGAGUAAGAAGGACAAGGAGGUGUCAUCACUUGUCUCCCAGAUGGAUACUCUAAGGGCCCAAGUAAGUGCACUGGAAAAUAGAUGCAAGAGCUCUGACAAGAAGGCGGAUUCUUUGUUGAAAGAAAAGAAAAGGCUGGAAGCAGAUCUAGAAACAAUGUCAAGAAAAACCCACGAUGCUUCUGGUCAGCUGGUUCUGAUCAGCCAGGAGCUAUUAAAAAAGGAAAGGUCAGUCUUCUCUCCACCCAGAGACAGCAUGACAUAUUUAGAGCAUUAGGAU
Molecule: messenger RNA, 3407 nt
Organism: Notechis scutatus (mainland tiger snake)
Lineage: Eukaryota; Metazoa; Chordata; Lepidosauria; Squamata; Elapidae
Source: RefSeq, a predicted model, not a curated record